AUGCCCCAACCUGGCAUCGAACCACUUGAUGAUACAGAUAUACCUUGUAGGCGUGUCGAAUUGCACAUAUCUGAGCCUAUCUGCCAUUCAAAACCAUCCACGGCUGGCAUGUCUACCGAUAUUGGAGCCGUAGUACUACAAGCCAAAAGUUUGAAUUUGCCUGUUCUUCCUGGAAAGUUGGAGAAAGUUGCAUUUCCCUCUGACGUGAAUACGAUAUCGGCCAACACUGCUGACCAAAUCAACAAGUUGAAUCCACCUUUUAAUCAAGAGCAAACACCUGCUGACAUAGCUCUGACCCCUUUACUCUCACAAAAAAAUCACUUGGGUUUCACCAAUACUAUUUCGAGUGCAGUAGAUACUACCACUCUACCAGUAUCUGUAGAAACACGUUUGCCUGUUCAAACUAUGCAGCAGCUGCAGCCAUCUGUUAAACUUUUACCAGUCAUAUUUGAUUCGGCUGUUAGACACGGACCAAUGGUUAAUUCUGACGCGUUGCUACAGUCAGCCAGUGCAACUCUCUGCUCAGAUCAACCGACAUCAACCAUCAUGCAUAAACCUUUAGCUUCAGAUGCCCCACUCUACACAGCUGAUACCACUCAUCAAAACUCAUCAGCACGUAUUAUACAUAUUCAAAUUCCAACUGCCACUGCUUUUGUUACUGAAUCUAUCGAAAUAUCCAAUACUACAUCAUAUCAUGAGCUUGUGUGUGUAUUGAUGGCAGCUGCUGGAAUAAGCGACUCUGAUAUUGACUUUUCAACUAAAAUUACCAAGGCUGGGGUAUGGCUUACGGAUACAAAUGGAAGACAUUUGGAAUUGGACGCUAAAGAAUUGAUUCAAAAUUCAAAAGAAACACCCUAUAUACUUCAAAUCGACCGACCUAAUGACACAUUUUUAGUUUCAAAAGAGCCUAUACACGCUGCUGAGCUUUCUAAAAUCAUUCAGCCAAUCACUGAUUUGGCUACCAAGUCAUCUGAUGUAGUUCGGCUUAGGAAUAGUCUGAAAAAACUUCGCAAAAAAAUGGAUAGAAUGGACGUAGACAAACUCAAUUUUGGGAAACCUUAUUCAAUGUUGACUAAACUCCCCAGCUCGCAUACAUCUACUAUGCCUAAUCCAAACUAUCCCAGUGACGCUCCUAGAUACAUCUUUACGGAACACACAAAGGAAUGGUUGAAAUCGCCCACAUUUGACAACUGGCAAUGGGAUGAUAACGAGUUGUUGGGACUGUUUGAGCUCAUGUUUGUAGAAAUGGGUUUGGUGGAAGAGUUUAAAAUCGAUCUGGGUGUUUUAAGACGGUUUUUAAGUGUGGUUCGCGAAAACUACAACAAUAAUCCGUUUCAUAACUUCAAGCACUCAUUCUGUGUGACUCAAAUGAUGUACGGAUUAAUCAAUGUCACUAAACUGAUUGACAAAUUAAAACCAGUUGAGAAAUUGAUUUUAACGGUGGCUUGUAUUGGCCAUGAUCUUGAUCAUCCUGGAUAUAACAACUCGUACCAAAUCAAUGCAAAAACUGAAAUGGCAAUUGUUUACAACGACAAUGCACCACUUGAAAUGCAUCAUGCGGCCUUUCUGUUUGGUAUAUUAAAACGGCCAGACUGCAAUAUAUUCGCUGGGUUUUCGGAUAGUGUGUACCGUGAAGCUCGUAGAGGAAUCAUUCGGUGUAUUUUGUCAACGGAUAUGGCCAAGCACGGUGAUUUACUUGCACAGUUUAAAAAGGUUUCCGACUCGUUUAAUUAUGACGAUGCCGAGAAUCGUGCUUUGCUUAUAUCAUUAGUGAUCAAAUGCGCCGAUAUUUCCAAUGAAGUACGUCCUCCCAGUGUCGCUGAGCCAUGGGUUAAUUGUCUCCUUGAAGAGUUUUUUUCCCAGUCUGAUCGUGAAAAGGCAGAUGGGUUACCCAAUGCACCAUUUAUGGAUAGAGAAAAGGUCACUAAACCCAGUGCACAGAUUGGAUUUAUUGCAUAUGUAAUGAUUCCCAUGUAUGAACUUGUUGGAAAAGUACUGCCAAAUAUGGACAAGCAUAUCUUGCAUCCUAUUAGAGCAUCACUCAAUUUUUACAAACAUCUUCUUGAAAAAGAAAAGGCAGAAAAAUAA
Batrachochytrium dendrobatidis JAM81 is the source of this 2088-nucleotide messenger RNA. RefSeq lists its product as uncharacterized. Gene Ontology annotation, biological process: signal transduction; cGMP catabolic process. Gene Ontology annotation, molecular function: 3',5'-cyclic-GMP phosphodiesterase activity. The coding region runs from base 1 to 2088 and encodes 695 amino acids. The transcript has 11 exons. The record is from RefSeq and is a predicted model, not a curated record. Lineage: Eukaryota; Fungi; Chytridiomycota; Chytridiomycetes; Rhizophydiales.